Microplitis mediator is the source of this 1296-nucleotide messenger RNA. Its product is annotated as transmembrane and ubiquitin-like domain-containing protein 1. NCBI's taxonomy places the organism in Eukaryota, Metazoa, Arthropoda, Insecta, Hymenoptera, Braconidae. Gene Ontology annotation, molecular function: protein binding. The record is from RefSeq and is a predicted model, not a curated record. Bases 208 to 1278 code for a protein of 356 amino acids. The transcript has 4 exons.
AUAUAUCAUUAUUUAUCAGUUAAAAUAAAUAUAGUUUGUAAAAUUAUAUUACGUUCUAGUUGUAAGUGUCAGAUAUAAAUAAAAAUCUAUAAUAUAAAUAUAAAAUAUUAAAUUAUUCAUAUUUAUUCUCUACAAUAUUGAUAUUACAAAAUAUAUAACAGCAAUUACCAUAUAAUUUGUUACAGAUAAAAAAUAAUAAACUGAAAAAUGACUUUAAUUGAAGGAGUUGGUGAUGAAGUGACAGAUUUUUUCAUUGUUGUUGGUGUGAUAUUAAUUGGUUGGAUAGCAUGGUGUUCAACAAAUAUAUCCGAACAACCAUUGAUACGUACAGUAUUAAUAUUACAGCAUAGAACACGUACACGUAUAGCUGAAUUACGUGCCAAUAAUUCAUCAAGUAGAAUUAUUGAUAACAGAAAUUCGAGUGCAGAAGAGUCGAGUGAAGAAACGAUCGUACCAAGUAAUAGCAGCAGUAAUGAGCCCGAGGAAAAUUGUCCUGUUGAUAAUCAACAAGCUACGGCAGAAGCCACAGGUUCGCUGGCAACAGGGACAGCAACUUCAGAGCAAGUACUUAUAGAAGCUAUGGAUUCAUUGAAUGAUGACAGCAAUUUAUUGCACAGACCCGUAAAGUUAUCAGCGAGCAGUGAUAGCGAUAAACCUGACGAAGCUGAACAGUCAGGACCUGAACCAGCGCUAGCUGGUGACUCCCCUCAGGAUAUUUGCAAUGAAGACAAUGAGAUAACGAUUAAGUUGAAAUUUAUAAAUGAUGAUCAGAAAAUAGUCACCGGACGUUUGAAAGAAAUGUUGAGUGAAUUUAAAAGACGACAUUUUCAAGUUGAAUUGGAUGCCCAGAAGCGGGUGCGCUUAGUAUUCAAUGGACAAGUAUUACAACCAGACAGUGAGACACUGGAAAAAUGUGGACUGUUUCAUAAUUGUGUUGUCCAUUGUCUUGUUCAUCAGCCACUGAUACCGACAUCGACACAAUCGAGCACAAGUUCAUCGCGGUAUUCAAGUAACGGUAACAGUAAUCAGUCAUUUCAAAAUUUACCGGGCGGUGAUGGUCCUGGUAUCAGUUCACUGCACCAGGAGUGGGAUUUAAGUAGAUUAUUAGUCAGUAUUUUAACUCUGGUAUUGGCUAUCGCGUGGUACUCACGGUAUCAUUACGCCCAACUAUUUACAGUAACAACUACCAUGGCGUUGUAUGCACUCACUGCAUUGUUUACUCUGGCUCUCUUUGGUAAUUUUUUUCCUGAUCAAGAGAGCUUGAGAGAAGUUGAAUAAAUAAUUAUUUAAUUUUUU